UAUUUAUAUGGAAAAGAUUACAUGCAUUUAUAAUCAUAGACUUCAUAGUCCAAAACACUCUACUUGAAAUGGAGUCAACACAGCCUCUUCUCUCCGACCAGCCACCGCCACUUUCCACACCAACCACUGAUCAUACUUCUUCAGCUUCCUUCGUCCCCGACUCCGAUGACAUCCCUCCGAUCACCAGCCUCAGCGAUUUCUCUAGAGAAUUUUAUACAGAAUCAAAGAAACUAUGGUACCUUGCUGGCCCGGCAAUCUUCACAUCCGUUUGCCAGUACUCUCUCGGAGCCAUCACUCAAGUCUUUUCCGGCCAAGUUGGCACUUUAGACCUCGCCGCUGUCUCCGUUGAAAACUCCGUCAUCGCCGGCUUUUCCUUCGGCAUAAUGCUUGGAAUGGGAAGUGCACUAGAAACUCUAUGCGGACAAGCAUACGGAGCAAAACAGCUAGAAAUGCUCGGAGUCUAUUUGCAAAGAUCAUGGGUUAUACUCGGCACAACAUCGUCACUUCUAUGCUUAUUAUACAUAUUCGCAGCGCAAAUCUUGAAGUUCAUCGGACAAACACCGGCAAUAUCAAACGCAGCCGGAUUAUUUGCUAUAUACAUGAUCCCACAGUUGUUUGCUUAUGCAAUGAAUUUUCCGAUGGCGAAGUUUUUGCAGGCCCAGAGUAAAAUGAUGGUGAUGGCGGUAAUAGCGGGGGCUGCUCUGGUUUUGCAUACGGUGUUCAGUUGGCUAUUGAUGAUGAAGUUGGGGUGGGGCCUGGUAGGGGCUGCGGUGGUUUUAAAUGCGUCGUGGUGGUUUAUUGAUGUAGCUCAGUUUUUAUAUAUUAUAAGCGGAACUUGUGGUGCAGCUUGGAGUGGUUUUUCGUGGAAGGCUUUCCAGCAUUUGUGGGGCUUUGUUAGGUUGUCUCUGGCUUCUGCUGUUAUGCUUUGCUUGGAAAUCUGGUAUUUUAUGGCAUUGAUACUGUUUGCUGGCUACUUAAAGAAUGCAGAAGUUUCAGUGGAUGCCUUGUCUAUUUGCAUGAACAUUUUGGGUUGGACCGUCAUGAUGGCAAUAGGAAUGAAUGCAGCAAUAAGUGUAAGAGUAUCAAAUGAGCUGGGAGCAGGGCAUCCAAGAACAGCAAAAUUUUCACUGGUGGUAGCUACAUUUUCAUCGUUCAUCAUCGGUCUAAUUCUUUCGAUCAUUCUCAUCCUUUCGAGAGAGAAAUAUCCGUCUUUGUUUUCAAGUGAUCCGCAAGUUAAACAGCUUGUUAAUGACCUUACACCACUUCUUGCUCUAUGUAUUAUCAUCAACAAUAUCCAACCUGUUCUCUCCGGUGUGGCUAUUGGAGCUGGGUGGCAAGGAAUUGUUGCUUAUGUAAACAUAGGUUGUUACUAUGUGUUUGGCAUUCCUAUGGGUCUGAUUUUGGGUUACAAAGUUGGUUGGGGUGUAAGGGGUAUUUGGUAUGGGAUGAUGUCAGGAACUGUAGUACAGACUUGUGCCCUUUUUUGGAUGAUUUAUAGAACAAAUUGGAAUACAGAGGCUUCGAUUGCUGAAGAUAGGAUAAAGAAAUGGGGAGGAGGAGACAUAGAUUCCAAAGGGAACAAUGUUGACAAAUUAACCUUGUCAUAGAUCUGCCUUGAAUAUUGAAUCAGCAUAAUUCAGUGCUUUUCUAGGCAGAUUUAUAAUUUUUCUAAGCUUAAUUAUGGGUAAAAACUCAUUGGGUAUAUUGAAUGAUUUGAAAUUUGAUGCAACGUUUCAUCUUUUAA
Mercurialis annua (annual mercury) is the source of this 1744-nucleotide messenger RNA. Its product is annotated as protein DETOXIFICATION 29. The record is from RefSeq and is a predicted model, not a curated record. Gene Ontology annotation, cellular component: vacuolar membrane. The transcript has 8 exons. The coding region runs from base 69 to 1607 and encodes 512 amino acids. Gene Ontology annotation, biological process: xenobiotic detoxification by transmembrane export across the plasma membrane. Lineage: Eukaryota; Viridiplantae; Streptophyta; Magnoliopsida; Malpighiales; Euphorbiaceae. Gene Ontology annotation, molecular function: xenobiotic transmembrane transporter activity; antiporter activity.